AUGUCUAUUGUAAUUCAAAAAAAUAUAAAUAAUUUACAGUAUCUUUCAUAAAUUACUACUGAAGAUAUUGAAUAAUUUCUAGUUGAAAGUAGUAGAAUAUAUUUAAAUGAUUAAUAAGAAUAAUUUGCUUAGUAAAAUGGAUUUUCUAUUUUUGCAGUGUCGUCUGCUACCAAGAGAAAUGUUUAAACUCUUAAAUUUAAACUAGCAUAAGCUGCAUACAACCUAGGUCUUUUUAAAAUGGUUAACAUUUAAAUUACUAAAAAUUUAGCUAACAGAAAGAAAACCUUUAUAAAAAAUAAUAGAAUUUCAUCAAGUUUAUAAUGA
Molecule: messenger RNA, 324 nt
Organism: Tetrahymena thermophila SB210
Lineage: Eukaryota; Ciliophora; Oligohymenophorea; Hymenostomatida; Tetrahymenidae
Exons: 1
Source: RefSeq, a predicted model, not a curated record